Manis pentadactyla (Chinese pangolin) is the source of this 2869-nucleotide messenger RNA. RefSeq names its product FAST kinase domains 5 (gene FASTKD5). Gene Ontology annotation, molecular function: RNA binding. The record is from RefSeq and is a predicted model, not a curated record. The transcript has 3 exons. Gene Ontology annotation, biological process: regulation of mitochondrial mRNA stability; mitochondrial RNA processing. Bases 172 to 2634 code for a protein of 820 amino acids. NCBI's taxonomy places the organism in Eukaryota, Metazoa, Chordata, Mammalia, Pholidota, Manidae. Gene Ontology annotation, cellular component: ribonucleoprotein granule; mitochondrial matrix.
AUUCGACCUUGCUCAGACCUGCACCUGGAAGGUGGAAAGUACUCAAGACCCAACUGCUGAAGUGGUUAUAUAUCAGACCUGAAUACGUAGAUAUGGUGUCUAUACAGUUAUUCUAAAAAUUACACGGUGAAAAAUAUCUGGCACCAAUUCUGGCCCAGUCAUUUGUGAUCCAUGGCUCUUGUGAUAUGCCGAAGAUUUCCAGGCAGUUUCUGUGGAACGCCUCCCCGUCCAGCUCUAAUCAAGCACCAGAUAAACAAGAAAUUGUCUGGUCAAACCUGUGAGGACUGUGUUCUGACUGCUAAAACGAUCCAUUCUGACAUCAGAAUGGCAGCCACUCUCAAGUUGUUAAAACCUUUAGGAUAUCGAGCGUUUUGCAGUCCUUUUGUCUACGGUUUAACCCAAAGUGUGACAUAUUGGAAUGUAGGAAGCUGCACACAGCACAGGGAACAGGACCCUCCACACCACAGUAGGCUCCGCCAACCCGCUAAAAAAGUUGAAAACAUUCAUAGCAUUUCCUCUUCUCGGAGGAUCCUCACAACCAGCAGUGCCCUCCUGGGUUUGGAAUUCAGCAGGGAUUCUGCCUCUGAGGCCAGCAACUUGACACCAGACUCACCCAAGGCCAUGAGAGAUGAUGAAGAGGAUGUAGAAGUUUUUGAUACCUUUGGAAACCCCCGAGUUUUCCUACAGCUAAGAUCAGAGUACCAACUUCACAGCUAUAACAAAUCUGAGACUUGUCAGCCCCUGUCUGUUUCAGAAGGUGAACUGAUACUGCAUAAAGUCACAGUUUAUCAAGAUAAUCUCCAGCCUCAAACCAUUGCUGAUUAUUUCUGUAAGCUGAGCACUUUGCCUGCUGAGCAGCAUCCUCUUUUGCUCUCCAGGGCCAGCUUUGCUUUGCUCUGCCAGCUGAGUGUGAAAAACAUACAGCUCUUUGAUGCCCCUCAACUGAUCAGUAUUUUGAAAGCCUUUAUCAAUUUAGGCGUCCCUCCUUCCCAUUCAAUGCUAGAUGUGUAUGAAACCAGAUUUUGCCGUAAUGUGUGGGAGAUGAAUCUGGAUCAGCUUCUCUUGGUGGCUGACCUCUGGCGGUACUUGGGCCGCAAAGUACCUCAGUUUUUAAAAAUAUUCUAUAGUUAUCUUAAUUUGCACUGGAAAGAUCUAUCCUUUACCCAGCUGAUUCACUUAAUUUACAUUAUAGGUGAAAGUCGUCAGGUACCCCAGGACCUAAUGCAAAAACUAGAAUCGUUGAUUCUCAAGUAUAUAGAUUUGAUCAAUUUAGAGGAGAUUGGUACAGUCUGUUUGGGGUUCUUUAAAUCAAGUAGUAAUCUUUCUGAGUAUGUCAUGUGGAAAAUUGGAGACUUGGCUUGUGCUGACAUGCAGCAUCUGAGUAGUUAUGCCUUAGUGAAUAUUCUCAAAAUGUUCCGUUUCACUCAUGUGAAUCAUGUAAAUUUCAUGAAGCAAUUUGGACAGAUUGCUCCUCAGCGAAUUCCUUCCCUGGGAGUUCAAGGUGUCAUGCAUCUGACUCUUGCAUGCUCGUCAUUACGCUUCUUGGAUGAAGGGGUAAUGAAUGCUGUGGCUGCUUCUUUGCCUCCUAGGGUAGCAUAUUGUCGAAGUAAAGAUGUUGCCAAGAUUCUCUGGUCAUUUGGAACCCUAAAUUAUAAGCCACCCAAUACAGAAGAGUUUUAUUCUAGCCUGAUAAAUGAGAUUCACAGAAAAAUGCCUGAGUUUGACCACUUCCCAGAACACCUGCUCACCUCCCUGCUGGGCCUGGCAUUUUCUGAGUACUUUCCAAUAGAGCUCAUCAAUUUAGCUUUGAGUCCAGGGUUCAUCAGGUUAGCUCAGGAGAGAACUAAGUUUGAACUCACUAAGGAGCUGUAUACUCUUGAUGGUACAGUUGGCAUCGAGUGUCCAGAUUACAGAGGCAAUCGUCUUAGUUCUCACCUUCAACAAGAGGCGGCAAAAACAAUGUGGAAACUAGCAAGCAAGGAUAUGUGCUCAAAGCCUGAAUUUCUAGAAGCUCUCUUUCUGCUCGAGACCAUGUUGGGUGGGCCCCAGUACAUUAAACACCAUAUGAUUUUGCCUCAUACCCGAUCUUCUGACUUAGAAGUCCAGCUUGAUGUUAACAUGAAGCCAUUACCAUUUAACAGAGAAGCUUUAUCAAUGAAAGAUAUGGCCAAAUUAAGGCUUAAACAUGUGGGAGUCACUCUUACAGAUGAUUUGAUGAGUCAGCUACUCAAAGGGAAAUCGAGAAGGCAUUUCCAGGGGGAAAUUGAGUCAGAAACUGGGCAGCAGCCGACAGAAUUAGAGAAGGCAGCCAUACCCUUAGGAGACUCCCUUUGCAAUGUGGCAGAUAGACUGGAGGCCACAGGGAUGGCUGGCCUGUGUCCCCCAGCCUGUGUCCCCCAGCCUGUCCCCCAGGCCCCAUGUGUGAAGCUGGCUAUUCAGUUAACAAACAAGAACCAGUAUUGCUAUGGUUCCAGGGAUCUGCUUGGACUGCACCAGAUGAAGAGACGGCAGUUGAAUAAGGUUGGGUACCACGUGGUAGAGUUACCCUACUGGGAAUGGCUCCCACUACUGAAACGAGCUCAUGUAGAAAAGCUGGCAUUCCUCCACGAGAAAGUGUUCACCUCUCUUCUCUGAAGGACCUUCAGGGACAUUUCUAUUCAUAAAUGCUGUAACCUGUACCAGAUGUUGUGAAACAGUUAUAAAAGCUAGAGUACAGGUUUACUAAUAAAAUCAUUUGUAGAGACUUCAGUCUUGUCUGUGGCAGAUCAAAGCUAGUGUGUGUUACUGUGAAUUGUAACCUGGUCCAUUUGUACAAGUUACUGCUAAUUGGUGCAGGUAAAUAAUAAACAUCUUAAUAUCCUAUUUUCAA